Molecule: messenger RNA, 1200 nt
Organism: Talaromyces atroroseus
Lineage: Eukaryota; Fungi; Ascomycota; Eurotiomycetes; Eurotiales; Trichocomaceae
Product: Replication factor C subunit 3
Exons: 4
Coding region: 1-1200 (399 amino acids)
Biological process (GO): DNA repair; DNA-templated DNA replication
Cellular component (GO): Elg1 RFC-like complex; Ctf18 RFC-like complex; nucleus
Molecular function (GO): ATP hydrolysis activity; ATP binding; DNA clamp loader activity
Source: RefSeq, a predicted model, not a curated record
AUGUCGGACUAUGACGAUGAUAUCGACAUGGAUGCCACGGCACAAGGCACCGCAAUGAAAUUUAGCUCCGAUAACACCAACACAAAAGGGAAGAAAAUUGUUGCAGAUUUGCCUGUUGGCGCUGAGGAUAAUCUACCAUGGGUUGAGAAAUACCGCCCGAGCUCGCUGGACGAGGUUCAUGGACACCAGGACAUACUAGCUACGAUCAACAGAUUUGUUGACACACAUCGAUUACCGCAUCUUCUUCUCUACGGACCUCCUGGCACUGGAAAGACCACAACGAUCCUGGCCCUAGCGAGACGAAUUUAUGGAAGCAAAAACAUGCGCCAGAUGGUGCUAGAAUUAAACGCGUCCGAUGAUCGAGGCAUUGACGUGGUUCGAGAACAGAUCAAGACAUUCGCGAGCACAAAACAGAUUUUUUCCGUUGCUGCCCCAGCCGCAAACAAGAAUUCUUUGGGGGCCUUCAAAUUGAUCAUCCUAGACGAAGCCGACGCAAUGACGGCCACUGCACAGAUGGCGCUUCGCCGAAUCAUGGAGAAAUACACUGCCAAUACCCGAUUUUGUAUCAUUGCGAAUUACACCCACAAGCUCUCGCCGGCCCUGUUGUCGCGAUGUACAAGGUUCCGGUUCAGUCCGCUGAAGGAAGCAGAUAUCCGGUCUCUGGUGGACAAGGUCAUUGAGGCGGAGAAUGUGCGGAUACAACCCGAGGCAACCGAGAGCCUCGUCAGACUUAGCAAGGGCGAUAUGCGACGGGCGUUGAACGUUCUUCAGGCUUGCCAUGCCAGCAGCAUCCCACUUCCCAUGCAUAAUGCUCCCAAAGACCAACCGCCCCCAGAGCACGAAUUAGUCACCGACGCAACGAUCUAUAACUGCAUUGCCGCUCCUCAUCCAUCUGAUAUCCGCGAAAUCAUGACCACACUAUUAUCAACCAGCGACGUCACGUCAUGCCUCAACACUAUCAACACUAUCAAGACAAACCAGGGACUUGCCCUAGCAGAUAUUCUGAGCGCAUUAGGUGAACAAUUGCAGACGUUGGAAGUCCCUGCGCAGACUCGAAUCAGCUGGUUAGAGGGACUGGCGGAAGUUGAGUGGCGACUAUCCGGUGGAGGCAGUGAGGCGAUUCAGACUGGAGGUCUUGUCGGGGUUGUACGAAAUGGCUGUGAGAUUAUGGGUGAUAAAGGGGUGUUGAUGGAAUCUUGA